Messenger RNA from Asterias rubens (European starfish), 5844 nucleotides. RefSeq names its product cadherin-like and PC-esterase domain-containing protein 1. The record is from RefSeq and is a predicted model, not a curated record. Gene Ontology annotation, biological process: protein modification process. Lineage: Eukaryota; Metazoa; Echinodermata; Asteroidea; Forcipulatida; Asteriidae. Bases 443 to 3823 code for a protein of 1126 amino acids. The transcript has 21 exons.
CAAGCGGAGAGGAAUCAUGUUGCCUGAUUCUACCGUAGCUUCAUGGUGCUCCAUGGUUCCAAAUUAAUCAGGACGUGAUCAUUGAUUGAGGUAAUUAUGGAAUACUCCAUGAUGCAAGAAGACGGUGAAGUGUGAUUGGUUCAUUCUAAAUUCAGCUUUCCUGUUGAUGCGUGGAUCAUGCCGAUACUUUCCUUCACUAUGUAGAAGUCCAUGUUCAGCCGGGCUGUGCCCUUUGUACACGUGGGUUCAGUGUCAAUAAAUAGAAGAAGUAUGGCUACAACUUGGGUGUCCUAAUAAUGUAACGCCAGCUAGUAUUGGGAUUGGUGGAGUGUAUGCCAGAGGGUAUUCAACACAAGACGUCUGCAGUGUGUGAUGAGUACGUCUAGUAUUAACAACAAGCAUCAGUUGUGAAGGUAGUAGCUUACUAAGGAUUGAAGGGAGGAUGAGGUUUCUCAGAUACAAACUCAGUCGUCUCUGUCGUUCAAGAAUUGUCAGUAUUCUUGUCUCUGCUCUUGGUUUGGCCUGUUUCUCUCUAUAUCUUACCUACCAGUCCAAUUCCAUGAUGCUUCUUAAAUCUCUCAGUAGUAGUGAGACAAUGGAUGAAACACUAGAGAGAACGUUGAAACUAGAUGGCAGAGCCUCUGUCAGAUCCAAAAACAUCUUAGAGGAAGAAGUGAGAUUAAAAGAUGACAUUAUGAAGAAAAGGAAAUCUCGGCAGAAGGAAGACAUUAUGAUUGAGGAGAGUCCCAUUUAUAAGCACUUAAUACAGCUGGAAUCAAUGCUUAUGGAACAAAUCAAAACGGCAAAGUCAAGAUCAAUCGAGGUCAGAGGUCAAACUGAUGUCAUCAACCGUGACCUCCCACUUUAUGAAAAGGCAUUCACCAAACAGGGAUUCAUUGUCAGGCAACCCAGCAUUGACAGAGUGGAUGAUGGGAAUAACACACUCACUGCACAGGAACGGGGGCCACUGCAGGUGGUAUCAUCUACUGAUUGGGAAGGAUGGAUGGUACUACUCUGUUUAGCUUUCACUGAUGGAGAUUCUGUAGAGUGUCUUGAGAGGACUUCAUUUACUAAAUUACACUCUGGCCAAAAGAUCAAUAGAAUACCAGGACUUCGAAACGUUUUAUGGAAAAAGGAUGGCUUCUGCUACACAAUGAACCAUGCAAGAAAAAUACCUAUGAUGAAGCAGAGUCACAUUACUCCAGCGUGUUGGGUGAUGCCAAGUCAGUAUGAUCAGUUCUUAGGAGUAGCUGAUGCAUUAGGUGAUGAGGUUCAAUGGGUCUUUAAAUCUACUAGUCCUGGAGGGAACAUACAGGUCCUACAACCUUCCAAAGAUAGAGAUUAUUCCAAAAUUAGAGAAUUUCGUUAUAAGAAGGCUGUUGUUCAGCAGUAUUUCCCCAACCCUCUACUGGUCUUUGGCAUGCCAAUCAACAUCAGAGCUUACGUCUUAGUUACAUCAAUUAAUCCACUCAGGGCUUAUAUACACUCUGAAGGAUUGGUUCACUUUAGGCAUGACUACCAGCGAGGUUUCAAGAAGAUUCCCAACAGAACGUGGUAUCUUGCACAGUUCAAGCAUUACCUCAAGUAUAACUUUGGUUAUGAUGCAGCUGAGAUAGCUUUCCAGAAUCUAGCUACAGUUAUUGUUGAGACUUUACUAGUUGCAGAAUCUUCUCUGGUAUCCCACUUUGGCCGCUUUGCUAAACAGCCUUGGGAUGAGCACUAUAGAUGCAAGAAUUGUUUUCAGCUUCUUGGGUUUGACAUCAUCUUUAACUCUACUCUACAUCCCAUGGUUGUUGAGGUGAAUGGUCAGCCCCAUCUACACACAAAUCAAGAUACCAAUGGCUGGGCUAGUACAACUAUUAAGCAGAAUGCUGUAGAUGAUGCCGUUUCAAUUCUUCUUUCCCAAACAUUAGUAGCUAAAGAUGUAGCCCAUGCAUUGGAGCAUUUACACCUCAACGUUGGAAUAUUAGGUGUAAACUGCCAUGCCAAUAACCAGAUGUGCCUGACUAGAGAAGAUUUAGAAUAUUUACUAGCAACAAGGAGAGAGACUCUGAAUAAAGGCAGCUACCAACAGCUUUACCCAUCUUACUCGAGCCUGAAAUACAACAGCCUCUUACGAGAUGUUCAACGUUACCUCUCAUCACGGUUACAGCUUGAUGACAUACCCCUCUACAACCACCAGGGGGCGCUAUUUACAUCACCUACUAGCAGACACAGCACAGCUGAACUUCAGAAUGUUGUUGCAAACCUAGAGCAGCAUUAUUGGGGCAGGGAUAGACAGAGCUUGGCUGAGGAUGAUAUACAAAACAACUUUGGCAAUGGAACUGGGCAGCAACGUCUGAUGGCAAGAUCUAAUGAAGUUUUGAUUAGCAAUGUGUUUGAGAUUGAUCCAAUGCAUAAAGAUCCAAGAUACCAUAGACCAAGAUGUAGUGAUGAUCCUACAACUUUGUCUGAACUUCUAGACUUUCGUACUGAUCCAACUAUAAUUCUGAGCCCGACCUUUGACCCCAAGGUGACCGAGUACAAGGCAAUGGUUCCACAUGACGUCACAUUAAUCAAGGUUUGGGGCUUUGCAAGAAGCUGUGACAGUGAGGCGAGGGUGGAAGAUCGCUAUGGAAUAUCAAGGCCAACUAAUUACACCCUUGGUAUUGGUGAGAAUCGAAUCAACAUGUUAGUAGUUGACAUAACUCAUUCUGAACCAUGGGUCAUGAAUACAUACACAGUUACUGUAUAUCGUAAAAGCAUCAUGGAGGAUGAACUUGCUUUUGUUGGCAACAAGAAUCAUCAAGUUUGUAGCUUAGUACAGGAAUGUAAUUUGCAGUUCAUACCUGGCUCAUCCUGUGGUCUGAAUCUAGUCCCAUCAUUGAGCUGGGAGGACUAUGUCAAGUCUUACAAAAACCUCCCUCAGUGUAAAAGUGGUGACAUUCAAGGGAAAUGGUUAGUACCUUGCCACCGCUGUAUUGAUAGAACAAGUUGUUAUUGGAAGGAGGCCAAGUGGCAGCCUCAAGGAUGCCGGCACCAGACUAUUAAACCACUGGACUUACAGCAGUGUCUCGCAGGCAAAAAGAUUCUGUUUAUUGGUGAUUCAACUAAUCGUGGUAUCAUGUACUACUUAAUGGAGAAACUCAAUGGCACUCUAACAGAAUGGGAUAAAACUCAUGACAUUAAAGUCUACAAGAACCUCAACAAUAAUCAAACUACAGUCAGUUUUGCCUACUACCCACAGUUCUGGUUAACGGCUAGUGAUAGACCAGUGUUUGAUAAAGCAUUAUAUCAACUCAUACGACAAUCUGUGCCGUUAGAGAAUAAUGAGAAUACAGUGUUGGUUGUUGGAGGAGUACAUUGGUUAGCCACUCAUCAUAUGAAGGUUCUCCAACAGUCGUUAGUAAGAGAGGGCUUGAGUGAUAUCAGGCGUGUAAUGAAGAGUCUUGGUGCUGGUUUUCAUCAACCAGUAGAUGGAAUACACUGCCUCUCACUGCAAGAACAGCGUAAAGUCUUCCACCACAAUCAGGGAAUCUUAAACUAUGCAAAAGGUGUUGGUUUUGAUGUUGUGGAUACAUUCAACAUAACCAUGGCAAGGUAUAGGGAGUUCCUACAGGGCAAAUGUGCUUGCCACUUUCACAGGGUUACUGAAGUCAUUCCAAAAGUCAACACAACUUCCAGCAGUAACACAUUAGAGGCUUUGUGGCAGUAUCUUCACCCAUCACCCCAAGGUGCAAUAAAUAAGACACUAGAUCAACAACAGAGGGCUCACUUUCAUGUGACUGGGGAAAUUAAUGCAAUAUAUUCUGAAAUUUUGAUAAGUAGGAUAUGUGGUGUCUAAUUCAGGCCUGGAAUUUCAUCUUUAAGAGGACAAGGCCAUUUGCAUUUUGCCAAAUCUGAAAAUCUGGGAGUGUUGUAAGCUUUUGAAGGGUCUUCAAGGCCCAGACCAUGUCAUUCCUAGCCUGCUCAUUUCAAAUGAGUUCAAGACAAGGACCAACAUAAUUAAAUACCUAUGUUCAAUAUUGGUAAGCUGUUACACCAGUUGACCAUUUGGACAAAAUGGUAUCAACUUAAUUUAUUGUAACCCUAUGCUAUACUUUGACAAAUUAUUCAAAGAUCUUGGAUACUUGAAAGAAAAACCUAUCUUAAAAGAGAUAUGCUCCUAGACUAUAAAUGAACAUUGUCUUUGGUGGGGUCAGAAGAGCAUAAAACUUCUUCAUGUUUGUACUGGAGGUUUGUGGUUAAUAUCAUUUAUAAAUUAUAAAAGGAACAUCAAGGACCAAUUGCACAGAAUGCACUGAUGUGUAAAUGGACCACUAAAAACUGUUUUCUGGCUACCAAAGAAAUGUUUUAUACCAGGUGUUUGAUAUGCAUAGAUGUUCAGACUUUUAUAAUCAUUAUUUAGUGUUGAAGAAACACAGCGACAUCUAAGCAACAUGUAAAGCAACAAUCGUGUGCCCCUGUUUGCUCUGUUUUAUCCAUACAUUAUGUCAAUUCAUAGUGACUAUAUCAAGGCCAUCAUGAUGCAAGCUAAAUGAUUUAAAACUGGUACAUUAUAUAUGCAGUUUACCUAAAAUGGAUUAGUCAAUAUAAUAGCUUUGUUGGGUGGAUGAACACAUUUUUUUAAAUAAAAAGUUUAUUUUGUAAAGUGGUACAAUCAAAGACACAGAAAUGUUAUUCAAAUGUUUUAAGUGACUCGAGUAAUCAAUGAAAUCGUUUCGACAGAAUUCAUCUGAUUGUAUUCAACAUUGACUUCUUUAUGGGUUAAAUCUUCACUUUCUAGAAGGUAUUUUAAUAACCAAAUAAUAUAUUUUUCAUGAACUCUUUUAAUAUUGUAACAUCAGUGAAGGUGUUGAUGAGCAAGUCAUUUUAAAUGUCCAGUUUUAUCUUAUAAACUUGCUCAUUGCAGUGUGUGAAAGUUUUGGGGAAAUGUUGAGAAUUUGUAAUAAAUAAACUUGACCCCCAUUGGAAAAAACAACAUAUUUUGCCAAAUUAUAAUCCAUAGCUGUUAAUUAACAACUCAAAACUGUAUUGUGUAAAUAAGAUUUAUAUAUUUAUAAAGAUCUUUUUAUGACCAUUUAUGCACAUUAUCAUGUUUACAAUAAAUAAAUUAAACUAAAAGACCCCAGUAAAUUAUAAGCACUUGCCAAAGUGAGUAUUCACCAGAUUCAAACCAAGACGGUGGUUUGGAGGAAUCAAGUCGCUCUGUUUUGUCAAUUUUCAUAUUGCUGAUUCAGUGAGUACAGUAGGUAGACUCACAACAAUUAACACUAAAUAGACAGAGGUCUGCCAGCUAAACCACCAUGUAUUGUACUUUCAUUUUGUUGGUUGAUUUUAUAUAUCAGAACCCUGACUAUUCAGUGUGCACUAGAGAUGUUUGCAAUUUUUCUUAAAGAUUGAGUUUGUCCUUAAAAUAUAAACAUGUGUAAAUUGUACAGUAUUUUAAAUAACAAUAUAAAUCCAAAGGAAUUUAUUAAAACUGCUGAAUGAAAACUUGGAAGUUUCAUAUCAUUCUGUCUUAAACCCAUAAUAAAUGUAAUAAAACCUCACGAUUCCAAUGUCUAGUUUGUGAUUGAAGGCAUUGGACGAAAAUAACAAGAAAAUGUUCUUGCGCUUUUUUUUAUUGUUGGUUAAUUAAUGAACCCACACAUAUUAAGGGGUUAAUUUGGGCUAACUGAUUCAGUUUAACUGUUAUUUUAUUAGCGUCUAUUGUGAAUAAUCUUUUAAUAUGAGUGGGUGUAGGGUUUUGAGUUGCAGCGCUUACAUUGCACUUUAAUAUUGCAGCAGGCAUAUAUAGUAUGAUCAAUAAUGGAUCAUGCCAACCCGUAAAGGAUUUAUAUAUAUUUUUUUUCAUUUGAGAAC